GUCUGUGUGUUCCAGGGUCUGUGUGUUCCAGUCAGAGCAGGAUCCUAACUAGCACCACCUGUCCUGCUGGGAUUACACACCUCUACAGGGAGAUGGAUGCUGAAGGAGUCAACAUGGAGCUGUUUCCUACAGUGUACCUGUUUAACACUGUAGAGGAAGGAAUGAGACCCACUACCCCCAACUACGGCAAUGGAACCACCAAAUGGGACGAUGAGUACGAUGAUGAAGUCUGUUCCAAGACAGAUGUGGUCAGGUUCGGAGCCCUCGUCACACCCAUGGUCCUCUCCGUGGUCAUUGCGCUAAGCCUUGUGGGUAACCUGCUGGUGUUGGUGGUUCUGGCCAGGUACGAGUGUCUUCGGUCACUGACGAAUGCGUUCAUGAUGAACCUGGCAUUGUCUGACCUGGUGUUCACCUGCGGCCUUCCCUUCUGGGUCUCUUAUCACCUGAUUGGUUGGAGCUACAGUGACCUCACCUGUAAGGCGGUCAGCUUCCUGUUCUAUGCUGGCUACUACAGCAGUGGCAUCUUUCUCAUCCUGAUGACACUGCAUCGUUACCUGGCCGUGCUCCGCCCCCUAUCUCACCUGGUGUCAGGCCCCUCCCACUCUCAGGGCACCUGGAGCGCUGUGGUCUCAUUGGUUGUCUGGACCGUCAGUGUGUUAGCUGCUACGCCAGCUCUCAUCUUUACCAAGUUAAUCAUCACUGAUCCUGUGGACCCUAACAACCCUGAUGGGCCUAGUGACUCUAAAGCCCCUAGUGGUGGCCAGCGGUACUGUGAGGUUGCAGACGUCGGCUGGAGGCUGUGGGGGGUCUACCAGCAGAACAUCCUCUUCAUAGUGACAUUACUAGUGGUGUGUGUCUGUUACAGUCAGAUUCUAGUCCGACUCCUGAGGCCCAGGGUUAGGGUUAGGGUUAGGCGCCAGAGGAGUGGAGGAGACAGGAGGAGCCAGAGGACCGCCAGGCUGGUCUUGGGCCUGGUCCUGGUGUUCUUUGUGGGCUGGGCGCCGUACAACGUUGUCAUCUUCCUCAGGACGCUGGUGUAUAAGGGACAAGAUGGAGGCGGUGCUGGCAGUGCUGAGUCAUCUAAACCACUAGGGGUCGAGUGUGGUGCCAGCAACAUGUUAGAGUACUCCUUCUAUGUGACCAGGCUGCUGGCGUUCUCCUACUGCUGUCUCAACCCUCUGUUCUACGUGUUCGUUGGGGUCAAGUUCCGGAACCACCUGAAGAGAAUGUUGAAGGGUUGUUGUCAUGGUGUUACCGUUGUCAAUAACAACAACAACAGCAGUGUUCUGUACAGGAGCAGCAGACUGACAUCACAGUCCAGUGGGGAGGAGUUCUCACUUUAAACAACAACACUGUAAACAACAUCAACAACAUCAACAACAACAACAGCUGACAUCACAGUCCAGUGGGGAGGAGUCACUGUACUAGACAUCACUUUCAUACUAGAUAUUGUAGUAUUCUUUACUUCAUGUUACCUGGAACCAUUCACUUUCAUACUAGAUAUUGUAGUAUUCUUUACUUCAUGUUACCUGGAACCAUUCACUUUCAUACUAGAUAUUGUAGUAUUCUUUACUUCAUGUUACCUGGAACCAUUCACUUUCAUACUAGAUAUUGUAGUAUUCUUUACUUCAUGUUACCUGGAACCAUUCACUUUCAUACUAGAUAUUGUAGUAUUCUUUACUUCAUGUUACCUGGAACCAUUCACUUUCAUACUAGAUAUUGUAGUAUUCUUUACUUCAUGUU
Coregonus clupeaformis (lake whitefish) is the source of this 1743-nucleotide messenger RNA. RefSeq names its product chemokine XC receptor 1-like. NCBI's taxonomy places the organism in Eukaryota, Metazoa, Chordata, Actinopteri, Salmoniformes, Salmonidae. Gene Ontology annotation, molecular function: chemokine receptor activity. Gene Ontology annotation, cellular component: membrane. Bases 93 to 1343 code for a protein of 416 amino acids. The transcript is spliced from 3 exons. Gene Ontology annotation, biological process: immune response; chemotaxis; G protein-coupled receptor signaling pathway. The record is from RefSeq and is a predicted model, not a curated record.